Molecule: messenger RNA, 797 nt
Organism: Colletotrichum phormii
Lineage: Eukaryota; Fungi; Ascomycota; Sordariomycetes; Glomerellales; Glomerellaceae
Exons: 1
Coding region: 135-701 (188 amino acids)
Source: RefSeq, a predicted model, not a curated record
CUGUGGGUUUGUUUGAUGUGGAUUGUGGAUGUCAGUGACGAUGGUGCAAUACCACGAAUAUCCCAAGCACGAUAUCCACUUUGAGCCGACGACAAACGAGCCGUGAAUGGCCGCGUUGCGGUCUACGAUGGCACAUGGGUAUCUACGAUGUCGACAGUCGGGGCUCGGACAAUGUGGUUGAAGUUUUUUUCGAGAAAAUUCUUACGAGCACUUUGUUGCCUCUUUUGCGAAGAGUGGAGUGCCAUAAGCGCCAUUUGUCCAAGGGAAAAAGGACCCACGAUGCGCCUUUGGAUGGACAGCACUGGAGACAUCCUGGAGACAUCCCACGCUCCGGAACGAGAGUCCGGAAGUAUUACCUAACACUCCCGUUAACCGCCCUUCAGCACAUGGCCUCAUCGACAAACGUCUUUGGCCAGACCCCCAGCGGGCCAACGAUGAUGGGAUUCCGCCUCCAAUCGGGACGGAGAGAUCCUUCGGACGACGGAUGGGACAACCUUUUUUCCACUUCCAGGUCAUUCCCGAACCAAAAGGCGUCAUGCACACAUGGCCAUGCACGCACCCACAUGAAGGUGUAUAGACUUUGCAAGUCAAGCGCAAGACUCAUAUUAACUCACGCGCCCAGGGCGCCCAGCUGUUCUCAUGUACACCGCGCCCUGCAGGGCGCCUCAUGUCAAUGUCGCUAUUGCGCUAGGCGGUGGUAGGCCAUAGACGUGGACAACAACGCAUAUUACUUGGGCAUCUCCCGGUUCAUUGGCGACCAACCCAGAAGAGACAAGAGCUGACCAAGCUCUAUGUUG